ACAUACAACAGAAGGGAUUCGCUGGUGGUCACCCACCCAACUACUAACCUCCCGGCGUGUGGCUUAAGUACGGCUGAGCGGACGGGAAGCCCUGUUCUCCACACCCUGUGGUCGUAUGUACUUGUUUCAUACUUCAAAGGGCUUAUAUUGUGGCUGACAGUAAACUAGCUCCGGUGAUCCGGCGCAUUUGUUGCCAAUGCGCCUGACUCCGUUUCGCUCUCUGAACUCAACUCAAGCCGUACCAUCGCCACAUUUUCGCAAUCCUCCUUUGGAAAUGUACAGUAUAUGUAUGCGGGGAUAGAAAAAGGAAGGUUGUUUCAACGUACCUCCGCAGCCCUCGGCGAGAUAUUGAUCAACAAGUCCUUCCCAUCUUCAUCAACUCUCGGGUUUUGUAGCACCUUGGUAGCUGGCCGGAUGCUCGUAGUAGAAAAGGAAGAGCGUUGUCCGAAAGCGUCAAAGCGGAAUACUGAUCGUGAUGAUGACGAGCUCGCCCGGGGGCAAAGGAAUCUAGGCCGGAGCGUGGAUCGCUGGGAAACGGUAUCGCAGAAAGAUGCGGAGAAGCUCAAUGUCGGCAACGUUGCCGGGGAAAGUGCAGAAACCGCGGUGCGAGGAGAAUGGGAGCGAGAGAUCCGGCGGGCGGCUGUUGAGAGGAUCGGACGGGACAUGUUUGUCGUCAUAGAGGGGAGAGUAGGUGUUAGGAAAGGCGACUGAAGGAGAGCUUUUGGUGAAAGAGAAUGAAGAU
Aspergillus welwitschiae is the source of this 742-nucleotide messenger RNA. RefSeq lists its product as uncharacterized. The transcript has a single exon. NCBI's taxonomy places the organism in Eukaryota, Fungi, Ascomycota, Eurotiomycetes, Eurotiales, Aspergillaceae. The record is from RefSeq and is a predicted model, not a curated record. Bases 286 to 711 code for a protein of 141 amino acids.